Eimeria maxima is the source of this 228-nucleotide messenger RNA. Its product is annotated as translocation protein sec62, putative. Bases 1 to 228 code for a protein of 75 amino acids. NCBI's taxonomy places the organism in Eukaryota, Apicomplexa, Conoidasida, Eucoccidiorida, Eimeriidae. The record is from RefSeq and is a predicted model, not a curated record. The transcript is spliced from 5 exons.
AUGAAUAGACCUGCUGCGCCGAAUUGGAACAAGCCCUUGGCGGCGUUGAUGGAUACAAUUCUAAAUGGCAGUAUUAAAUUCAAACAUGCAGCAGAGCUUGACGGAGCACUUGAGGUCGGGGAAAAUGGACGCUACCGGCGCCCAAAGUGGCCAAAAAGAUUAGAAAUGAGCGCGAAGCAAAACUUUGAAGAAAAUCAAUUUUAUUGUUGUGUUUAUGAAGGAAAUUAG